This is a messenger RNA of Thalassophryne amazonica, 4549 nucleotides long. It is a transcript of the gene prkg3, whose product is annotated as protein kinase cGMP-dependent 3. The record is from RefSeq and is a predicted model, not a curated record. Gene Ontology annotation, molecular function: ATP binding; cGMP-dependent protein kinase activity. The transcript has 29 exons. Gene Ontology annotation, biological process: protein phosphorylation. NCBI's taxonomy places the organism in Eukaryota, Metazoa, Chordata, Actinopteri, Batrachoidiformes, Batrachoididae. The coding region runs from base 1722 to 3767 and encodes 681 amino acids.
AGGAAGUGUUUGAAAGGAGUGCUUUGUCAUGUUUUUAACGUCGUUGGAGUUUGUUUCUGAGUGUCCUUACACCGUGUUUAGCUGUUUAUUGAUCGUCGUUUUGUUCUGUAUCUGGACUCGUUUGUGUCAGGUCCCGGCGCUGAUUUGCAGCGAUGCUUUUCAUGAAUUCUUGCUCCAACACUGUCCGUUGGUGUCGGAGCGUUACUGUCCCACUCUGUGGUCGACAUCAAACCAUCGUCUCUGUGUUUCUAAAGUCUGGACCCUCUAUCGAUUAUCGCAAGUAUAGUGAAGCUCCUUCCUUAGGCAUCAUUGUUAAGUACUUUGAGUAUGUGCAUCAGAUGGAAAAGUACUAUAGAAAUUUUGGCUCCGCAUAGUUGGUGGCAUAGCGACCACUUGGUUCAUAUCACUGGAAAACGGCCACUCUAAUUGAAAAUGAAUGACAGCUGGUUGUUGCUCCAUCUGUUGUAGCUAAUGUGACAGAGGGGUGAUGUGGGUCCCAGCCAUGCUUGACAGCAUUGUAAACAAUGCUAUCGGAGUGCCCUCUGCUGGACCAAUUAUUGUUCCAACAGCCAAAGUGUUUUUCUGCAUUGUUUAUUCAGUAAAAUAAAAUAUUUCGGUAAAAGUAACGCCAAAAUAGAUAUGCUGGUGAAUUGUCAUAUCAGCCGAUAUUAUUAGCCAACCAGUUUAUUGGUUGAGCUUGAGUAUUUUUAUAAAAUUUACAUGUUGUUGGGAUUUUUAGAAGCUUGAAUUAUUUUACAAAAAUUUGAUUUUGUAAAAUUAAAAAAAAUAAAAAGUACGAUUUGCUGUGGAACUCACCACUUUGGGUUUCCGGCCCCAGACUGUGGCAUUUGUUGUCGUUGAUAUUCUCAUGUACAGCAUUCUUCUUCUCUUCAUCUUCCAGUGAGCUGAUUCGUACAGCUGAUGGCGGUCAGCUCUCUCUGGACUGGGUGGGCAAUCAUGACAUUGCAGCCUACCCAGAAUCCUCCACGCGUCCUACCGUGCUGAUCCUCCCUGGGCUGACGGGAAACAGCAAGUGGACGUACUCGCGCCUCGCUGUCAGUCAGGCCACUCGGCGGGGUUACAGGUGUGUGGUCUUCAACAGCAGAGGCUGUGGGGAGGAGGAGUUACUGACGCCCGUCACCUUCUCUGCGGCGUAAACCUCAGAUCUUGAGGAUGUGGUGCUCCAUAUCAAAUGUCUUUACCCGAAAGCUCAUCUGCUUGGUGCUGGCGUGUCGUUAGGAGGCAUGGUGCUGUUGAACUAUCUGGCCCGUAAGCGCACGGAGUCUGGGCUGGUGGCGGCAAUCACUCUGUCUGUGUGCUGGGACACAGAGAAGUCCUCCGUCUCCAUGGAGGAACCGCUCAACUGACUCUUAUUCAAUGUGCACCUGACGUCAGCCCUGCACCGGCUUGUCAGCAGGCACAGGAAGAUGUUGGAGAAGGUUGUGGAUGUGGACUUUCUGCUGAAGUCACGUAGUAUCCGUGGGUUUGAUGAACGCUUCACUUCGGUGCAGUUCGGCUACAAAUCUUGUGCAGAAUAUUAUCACGAUGCGAGUCCGGACUACAAGCUCCCCAGAGUUACGGUGCCCCUGCUGUGCCUCAAUGCAGCUGACGACCCCUUUUCCCCAAAAAUGGUGUGCCGGGUUUGAGGACCUGAUCCAUGUGGCCUUGGUAGGCAGGACGGACGCUGAACUUCUUUUUUGAUUCUCAGACAGACUACAGUCAUGGAGAAGCAGCUGGAGGAGCUGAAGCAGCAGCUCCAAAAGCAAUGCAUGAUCAACCAGGAGCUGCAGAGACAAAACAAAGACCUGGCAAAACGACUCCAGGAGAAAGAAAAACUCCUGCAGGAGCUCAACACUGAAUACCAGGACCUGGAAUUUCCUCCUCAGAGCGGCCAUGAGCUUGAAACAGGGUUCAGGACGAGUCGUGCGGCCGUAAUAGCCCCAGAACCGAUCCCCGAGACCCUGAUCAUCACACGCACCAAGAUCAAAAAGACUGCCAGCGAGACAAAUCUGAUUGUCAAAGCCAUCAAGGAGAACGACUUCCUGAGUCGACUCGAUGACGAGCAAAUCGACAUGAUGGUGAAUCUCUUAGUGGUGGGCAACUUCACCCCCGGACAGGAAGUGAUCAAAGAGGGCUCUGAAGGCGACACCAUGUACAUCGUGGCAUCCGGUGAGCUUUGUGUCACUCAGGCAGGCUGUGAGCUCCGAACCCUCACGAGUGGCAACGUGUUUGGGGAGUUGGCCAUUCUGUAUGACUGCAAACGGACAGCAACUGUCAAAGCAAAGACUAUGGUGUGGUUGUGGUACAUGGAGAGACAGACGUACAGGACCAUCAUCGCCAUCAAGUCCAAGAAGAGACGAGAGCAACUCAUGGGCUUUUUGAAAACAUCUCAUACUCUGAAGGACCUAAACGAUGCGCAGUUGUCCAAAAUCAUUGACUCCAUGGAGGAGGUGAAGUAUCGUGACAAAGAUGUUAUAGUUCGAGAAGGAACUGAAGGCAAUACGUUCUACAUCAUCCUGAAAGGCGAGGUCCUCGUCACGAAGAACGUGAAUGGCCAACAGAAGCAGAUUCGCAGGAUGGGAAAAGGGGAGCAUUUCGGGGAGCAGGCCCUCAUACGGGAAGUGUUGAGAACGGCCACGUGCACGGCUGACGGCCCCGUUACCUGCUUCUUCAUCGACAAGGAGAUCUUUGAAGAGACGAUUCCCAUAGAACACUUGGUGCUUUUUGAUGAUUCCAAAGUGAUGCAGGAAGCGCGUGCACCAGAGAAGUUGAGUGUCAGCUCCACCCUGAACUUCAAGGACCUAAUUCCUGUGCUGUACCAGGAAGGUCGGCACCAAGGAGAUCCCGUCACACUUGGAGUUGGAGGGUUCGGCCGUGUCAUGCUGAUGACCACUCACAGCCACGGCAAAUAUUAUGCCAUGAAGCGAGUCAGCAAGAAACAUAUUGUUGCUAAGCAACAGCAGGAGCACAUGUUGUUUGAGAAGAAGAUCCUAAAAGCGACGCACUGCAACUUCAUCGUCAGGCUUCAUGCAGCCUUCAAAGACACACGAUACAUCUACAUGGUGAUGGAAUUCUGCAGUGGCGGCGAGAUCUGGACCAAACUCAAGGAAGUAGGGCGGUUUGAUGAGGUCAUUUCUGUGUUCUGCACUGCCUGUGUGGUGGAGGCCUACUCCUACCUCCACAAGAAGAACAUCAUGUACAGAGACCUGAAGCCUGAAAACCUGAUGUUGGACGGAAAGGGCUACAUCAAACUGGUAGACUUCGGUUUCGCCAAGGAGUUGAUACGCAGUCAGAAGACUUACUCGUUUGUUGGAACACCGGAGUACAUGGCUCCAGAAAUCAUAAAGCAACAGGGUCAUGACUUUGCAGUUGACUUUUGGUCCCUUGGCAUCCUGAUCUACGAGCUGCUGGCGGGAAGUCCUCCAUUUUCAAGUUCUGACCCUCAGAAGAUUUAUCCCAAGAUUCUGGACGGGGUCAUCAAGUAUCCGCCGUAUAUGAGCGAGGCGGCCAAGUCCAUCAUCAGCAAACUCUGCAGGCCGCGGCCGGGUCAAAGACUGGGAAACACAAAAAAUGGAAUCAAAGACAUCCGACAUCACAGGUGGUUCAGCACGAUGAACUGGCACAAGCUUCGCAUGGGUCAGCUCGAUGCUCCUACAAUCCGGCUCAUACGCAAGGGACCCUGCUACAUCAACUUUGACCGUUUUCCUCAUGACCAGACCAAGGCUGAGGAGGAGUUCUCCGGUUGGGAUCGUGAAUUCGGAGAUUAACUGAUUAAAUGCCACAGGAGCGACUGACGUAGCCCCAAAAUGGAUCCAAAUCAAAAUAGUACCAGGUGGAGCCAACAAGGAAGGCUAUCAAUACAAUAUUUAAAGACACGAUCACCUCAUCCUGGAAUGUCGUUAUCGAGGUCCCGGCUCCACCCUGUAUUUGCAAAAUGUGUUUUUAUUCCAGAGUAAAUCUGACAUUUCUAUGUUUAUGGAAGUGAUCUCAGGCCCUUUAUUAGUGAGUCUUGGAUAUAUGUUUGUGUUUUUUUUAUUAUUAUUAUUUGUCCGAUCCACCCAUUAGUCAUUAUUUAAGAACAGUUUCUGGUUCAUCCCUUUUAGCAGGCACCAAACGGGACCACCCGACGGCCUGUGGCGCAGCAUGCCAUGUCGUGAUCAGGGUGUGUUGGGUCCAGUCAGGUUCUUUUGGCACAUUAUGGAGAUGUACUCAUACAUCUCGACACAUAGCAAACACAAUAGUAACGACCUGUCAGGUUGGUGUCAUUCUGUGUCCGGUCCUCCCAAAUGACGCCGGCUUUAAGGUAAACCCUCGAUAUGUAACGGUACUGAAUGUACUCCAGACCAGGAUGAACGUUUUCACCCAGUUUCACUAAAUUCUAUUUUUUAGUAACUUGGCUUUUCUUGCCAAAACAGACUUUUUAAGGCUGUGCUGCUACCACCUGUUUUUCUGGACCUGCCCCUUCACUUUCUGGAAUCUGACCCUGGAUCAGCCUGAACUGUUUGCCAAGUUUCCAAAAAAAUCAUUUGAAUAAAUUUUCUAUUUUGCA